Ostrea edulis (European flat oyster) is the source of this 2787-nucleotide messenger RNA. RefSeq lists its product as uncharacterized. The transcript has a single exon. Bases 1 to 2787 code for a protein of 928 amino acids. The record is from RefSeq and is a predicted model, not a curated record. Gene Ontology annotation, molecular function: nucleic acid binding; zinc ion binding. Lineage: Eukaryota; Metazoa; Mollusca; Bivalvia; Ostreida; Ostreidae.
AUGUCUCUCCCAUACUUAAAAGGAAAUUGUACCAGGUACCAAAAUUUAAUUGAAAAGGAGAUAAGCAAAAGUGGAGCUCUCGUUUCCGAGGAUGCCAUGGAAGAAGAUCUGUCCGAACUACUUCGUCAGGUGGAAUCAUCGAUAAGGCGACUUAAGGACUUCAGUGGUAAAUUGGAAGAAAAUAUAGAGAAGUGGUCCCUGUCUGUAGAAAGCAAAGAAGUUGACCAAGGUGAAGUAGAUAAAUUUACAGGUGAUAGUGAAAGGUUAUUUGCAUUAUUAGCUGAAGCAGCUGAACGCAUAGAUCAACUUAUGAUGCUGGAGAGGAGUUUACAGGAGAGAAUAACUACUGUGAAAGCUACACGGCAAACUACUGAUUCAAGACUUGAUCAUAUUGUAUUUUUACAAGAAAAAAUGCAAGAACAGAUACUACAAUUUCAAGAACUACAACUUCAUCAGUCCCAAUUUCAUACAGCACCACAAGGCCCUUUAGCUGUAAGGCUUCCAAAACUGGAACUACCCUCCUAUAAUGGAGACAAGAUCAAAUUUAAAGAAUUCUGGGAUGCCUUUGAUGCUACAAUCAACAGGAAUAGUAAGCUCUCUAGGAUUGAGAAAUUCAAUUAUCUUCAGAGCAAACUCACAGGAGAAGCCAAGGCAGCUAUUUCAGGAAUUUCGCUCUCGCAUGAAAACUAUGAUGUAGCCAUUGAUAUCAUACAGGAGAGAUUUGGGGAUGCACAGUCAGUGAUCAAUAAACAUUAUAUGGAACUGAUCAACAUACAGCCUGUGACAAAUGAUACAUUGAGUUUGAGGAGACUAUAUGAUGACCUUGAGAAACACAUGAGAAGCUUAGAAGCAUUGCGUCAAGAUGUAAACCAGGAUGUGUUUGUGUCAAUGAUAACUUCGAAGUUACCUAAGGAAACACUGCUGCAGCUUGAAAUACAGAAAGGAAGUAGAGACAAAUGGACUGUUAAGAAACUAAGAGACUUGUUUAAAGCUUAUGUCACAGCAAAGGAAUCUACAGAAUUUCAAGCUUCAGAUGCUCAUAAUCAUGUGGAAAACCAUGCAACAGCAGAGGCUUUAAUGAUAUCCACUAAAGAGUCAAAGGAAAGAAGAAAUGCAUCAAGUGCAAAGUCUCCAGUGUGCAGUUUUUGUAAUGGAUAUCAUUGGACUGAUGAGUGCAGAAAGUACAGAACCAUAGAAGACAGAAAACAAAGAAUUAAAGGGAAAUGCUAUAUAUGCUUAAGACCUGGACACAGAAUUAAAGACUGUAGAGUUGUGAAACCAUGUUUUCAUUGCAGAGAGAGUAGGAAUCACCAUAGAAGCCUGUGUCCAAAGAAAUUUCCACAUCAGAGAGAUGAAUCCACAAGGCUGGAAAAAUCAACACAGAAAGAAACAUCUUGUUUAGCAGACGAGUCACACAAAGAGAAACAUUCCACAGCAGAAUCAUUACAGGAAAGCAGUAUGUUUACAUCAGGGGAUAUUGUGUUGAUGCAAACUGCCCACACAGAAGUGUCUAACCCUGUGACAAACAAGAAGGAAGCUGUCCGGAUUUUAAUGGAUUCUGGAUCCCAGAGAACAUACAUUACAGAGGAUCUAGCAAAGAGAUUAAACCUUAGAAUGGGUCAAACUGAAGAAAUUUCAUUGAUUACAUUCGGUGCUAACAAACCAAAGCGAGUGAAAACUCCACAAGUCAUCUUGAAGAUGAAACUUAAAGAAGAAGAAUUUAUGACAAUCAAUGCCAAUGUUGUGCCAAAAAUCACAGGAACUAUACUGAGAAGACCCAUACCACAAAUUGCCAGGGAAAAGUUGUUUAGCUUGUGUAGACAUCUCCAGAUGUCUGAUACUAUUCCAACAGCCUUUGAAGAUUCUAGAGUAGACAUACUCAUUGGAAAUGACUAUUACCUUGAUAUCAUCUCAUCUGAGAAAAUAGGGGUACAGGAAGGACUGUAUUUAUUAGGAUCCAAACUUGGGUGGAUCAUAACAGGAAGGACUCACAGCAGUAAUGAAGAGAGAAAAGAACAUCAGAUGAUGAUAGCAAAUGGAUUACUGUCAAUUACAGAGUGCUGUCUGUGUUCUUCAGAGAGAUGUUUGCCAGUGAAACCUCUACUUGAAGACUUUUGGAAUUUAGAGACUAUAGGAAUUAAAGACUCCCCCUAUACAUCAGAUGAUGAGGUAGCACUGAGAAAUUUUAAUAGCACCUUAGAGAUGGGAAACAAUAGGUAUCAUGUCACUUGGCCAUGGAAGAGUUCAUGUCCAGAACUUCCUGAAAACAGAGAACUUGCGUAUGGAAGGUUCAAGUCACUUGUACACUUAGAUGCUUUUUGGAAAGCUUGGCGAGAUGACUACCUUCUAAGUCUUAGAGAAAGGACCUCUUACAAACUUAAAGAAGGACGAAUUCAACAUAGGAUGGAACCAAGAAUUGGAGAUGUUGUGCUGAUUAAGGAUGAUCUUCCUCGAGGGAACUGGAAAAUUGGACGCCUUUGUGAACUAAUUGUGAGUCGGGAUGGAGAAGUGCGGUCGGGAAAGGUGUUGCUCCCCAGCAAAAGGACCUUAAACAGACCAUUGAACUUGUUAUACCCUAUUGAAUGUUCGGAAGAGAGUGAUUCAAAGAAAAGCGUGGAAAGAAGUGAAAAUCAAAGUACCGAAAGACCUAAUAGCUUAAACCAAGAACAUUCCAAAGAGAGGAAACCGUGUGUGACUGAUUCAGAUGGAACUACUUCUGAAAACCGUCCAAAGCGAAGAGCUGCCGAGAAAGCGAAGGAAAAAAUCAAGGACUGGUUAGAUGCGUAA